ACCGGUUUUAAAAAUAUGUACUGUGUUACUGCGCAGAUAUUCAAACAUAAUUGGAUGAACUAUUAUUCAUGUACUUCUUCCUAUCCCUACUAUUCUUAGCAAAGGAAGUGAGACAUAUUCAUGGCAGCAUGAUUGAUGAAACAGAAUUACCAAGCGUUUCAAAUCUCAACAGUCCUAAUAUAUGCAAAGUUUUAUUCGUGAAUACGAAUGCUACAACAGGAUAUAGGGCAGCGUUUCAAGAAAUCGGUCAACACAAGUUUCUUGAAGAGAUGAUUGCUUUCACAAAUGAUUUUCCUGCAAAUUUGAUCAGGUUUAAUAAGGAUAUUCUCUCAGAAUACUUCAGAUUAGAUGGCUUGCUGGAUACUGAAAUCCAUUCUUGUGCACUAAUGUUUUAUCAACGUCUUGGUGAGUUAUACGAAGUGUCUCCAAGCGAUGUAUCUUUCGAAAUAGUUGAUCAAUAUUUACAAGAGCUUACGAUUUGCAUCUUAAAAUUCGGAACUAGAUAUCAGACCUUCGUUUAUUCAACUCCUGAACUAAGAAGAUGUUUCCGUCUGAAUGAUCUUGCCUCUCAUUCUCUAGACAUUUUCGGGGAUUUAUCUGUGAAGUGGUUUGGAAAGUUAAGUCCAGGUCUUACGUGGUAUCUCAACCUACGCAGAAGACUCGAGCUGACAGAAGUCAGCUUGAAUUCAGGACCCGGUCGUUCGUGUCAGAAGGCGAUGACAGAUCUGAAGGUCGGAUGUGAAAAAAUAAAAGAAUGUUUUGCGUCCAAUAGUAAACAGCAAUGUGUCUCUGUAUGUAACGGUUAUUGUGUGAAUAUUAUUCGUGGAUGCCUAGCUCCAUCUCUUUUUUCGUCUUCGGAACAGUCGACUGCCCUAACUGAGGAGUCAAUGUGGAGUUAUAAGAAUUCGUUAAAUAUCAGUGCUCUGUUUGCCUCAUUAAAUGCUACUACUAUAUAUAACCUUAUAAGAAAAGGAAUUCAUGAGGUGAAGGAAAAUAUUGCUUCGAUUAAAAUAAAACUCGAACAGUUCUGUGGAAAAAGCAGAUCUCGAACGUUGAAGCAGAGUUCAGAUUUAUCGAAUGGCUUAUAUCAUAAUGGAUCAGAAAAGAAUCGUUUAGAGUUUAUACGUGAUGUAAAUCCCAAUCAUGCAACUUACAGCAGGCUAACCAAUUUCAUUACAGAAGCGACAAACAACUUCAGUUUCUUUUUUCACCACAGAGGUAAUAUUAGGCGAUAUAUGGAUAAUACUGAGUUACUUUAUUGUCCAAAACUAAGUGAAAAACAGUGUUGGAAUGGAUCAACAUUUGGCAGGUAUACAAAAAAAGUCCCAGAAUUUACUAUAAAUGGUCAAUUGAAUAAUCCAGAAGUGAAGGUAACUGGUGGUGAAAUAAGAUUACAGACGUCCCAAGAAAGAAAUACCGGAAGGAAACAACCCUCUACGGACAACCUUUUUCACAAGGUAAAUCCAAGGAAUCGUUCUGUAUCACCUAGUAUAGACAUCGAACUGAACUAUUCUGAAAUUAAAAAUCAGUUUGAUGAAGAAUCCAGUGGUCUGCAUCCUCAAUUCUCAACUACUGAUUUGGAAAUACCAAGAGUAGAACAGUUCAUCGCAGGAUCACAGGAACCAAAAGUUAUUGCUAAUGUUGAUCACACAUCAGAUGACAGCGCUUCGGAAUCUCUGCCAGACAAUAUUGUAGUUCAGGGAUGUUUCGCUGAUGAUGAAGAUUGUGAGUUGAAUUUCUCUGACAGUCCUAUAGACAAUGACGCUAACAACAUACAGUACAAUUUGUUUCGAAAAAAUGAUUCUCAAAAACAAUCACUUAAACUGCUUGAAGGACUGAAUGGUGAUGGCUUAUAUGAGGGAAGAAAAUCAAAGCCUAUGGAGAAACCUGAAACAAUCGCAAAACAAUCAAUAAAUUCUUCGGCAGUUAGUAGGUCAUCAGCAUUGAGACUGAGGCAUAAUACUGGCCCAAUGAAUAAAACAUUUUAUCGACUGAUAAAAUUCCUUGGCAUAUUUUUAUCACUUACUUUUUCUAUGCACACUUAAUAUGAACAAAAUGAGUUUGGAUAUACUUUUUCAAAAUUACACCCAAAUUCCUGUGUACAUUGGGCUAUAUUCUUCACCAGCUAUUUUGCUCACAAUGUUUUUCAUUAUUUUGCCAUAUUUCACAAUCCUAUUAAUUAUUUUUCUAUGCGAACACUUCCGUUUCUUUCCUAAAAGUUUCAGCAUUUAAAACGUUGUAAACCAUAUUAAUUUCAAACUGUGGUAUGAUACUGUCUUAAAUAACUGGUGUGCUUCAAAAUUACGGGGUUAUCUUUAUAUUUCCGCUAGUAUUCACUAAUGCCUGAUAAUGUCAUUUGAUUUGCUUUUUGUGUUAUUAUUGUCUGUUUGUUUUCUUCGUCUUUUUGGAUUUUUAUAUCGGACCCGCAUAAUACUAUAGUGUACCGCUUUGAACUAAAGGAUAUCUAAAAUUCCUCCCAGAGUACUCAUUUACUUGAACAGAUGUCAUAUUGCAGUAAAACUGAUAUUCCACCUUCAAAUACAAAACGGUUGUUUAUUUCAAA
This is a messenger RNA of Trichobilharzia regenti, 2563 nucleotides long. The record is from the annotation of a GenBank genome assembly. Lineage: Eukaryota; Metazoa; Platyhelminthes; Trematoda; Strigeidida; Schistosomatidae.